UCUGAGAAGGAUGCAUGACUUUCCAGCUUUGUCCUCGCAGCCACAGGAACUAGAUACGCUGGGGACUUUGUGUGCUUAAUACCAGCAAUUGGUACUGCUCACUCCUUGGCUUCUGUAAACAAGCUUGGCUGCUGGCUUGCAAAGGAAGUUAAUGCCACUAGUGCUGCUCUUCAGCAAUGUUAAUUGACAAUAAAUCGGUGCAAAAAAGCAGCACUGCCAGCAGGGCGGCCGUUCAUUCUUGCUGUUGGCUCAAGGUCAUGGGACGCCCUGAAGUUCAUACAUAUGGACAAGAGACGAAAGCUCACGACCGGGGACCUGGCUCUGACUUUGAAAUUAAAAAAUGUGGAGGUGUUCAUUCUGUUCUGCAUUGCCUGCGGUGGCUGCGAGGUCUACUUCUACGAGGAGAAGGAGGUGAAUCUGAGCGACAUCAUCAACACCCCCUGCCCAGGGUGCCCCUGGACGUCUGCCUCAAGAGGAAGGAGAAGAAGCCCCCCCUGCUGGAGGGGUCCCCCCUGCGGCUGAAGCCGCGCAGCGUCCACGAGCUCUCGGUGGAGCAGCAGCUCUACUACAGGGAGAUCACCGAGGCCUGUGUGGGGUCCUGCGAGGCCAAAUGGGCUGUGCGCGUCAACAUUGUCCAGAACAACCUGGCGCUGCUGAUCUACCUGAUGGGGACGGUGAAGGCUCUGAUGGACAACCCGACCCUGUACCUGGAGAAAUCUGCCGGUUCCAGUUCCACCCACCCUCACUGCUGGUGCGCACUGUCUAGUCCGGUCUGGCCGCGCUGCGCUACGUCGAUGACCGCGGCGUCCCCACCGAGUGCUACCCCACGAACCCCAAUGGCUCCGGCCAGGGCGCGGCCGCGCUGGUGUCCCCCUGCGGUCGGCACCUGGCGGCCAUGCCGCACCCCGAGCGGUCAGUGCGCGCCUGGCAGUGCCCCUGGGCCGGCCGGAGUGCGGCCGCCGCCGGACGCAGCAAGGUCGGAGACGGGCCCUGGCUCAGAAUUUUCCAGAACGCCAUGGAGUGGUGUCUGCAGUGGCCGGAGGGGUAGAAGUGACCGCUGAGUGACCAAUGAGUGACUGACACAUGGACACCUCCUCUGUGACAGUGACCAAUGAGUGACCAAUGAAUGACCAAUGAGUGACCAACACAUGGACACCCCUCUGUGACAGUGACCAAUGAGUGACUAAUGAGUGACUGACACAUGGACACCUCCUCUGUGACACUGACCAAUGAGUGACCAAUGAGUGACCAAUGAGUGACCGACACAUGGACACCCCUCUGUGACAGUGACCAAUGAGUGACCAAUGAGUGACCAAUGAGUGACUGACACAUGGACACCUCCUCUGUGACACUGACCAAUGAGUGACCAAUGAGUGACUGACACAUGGACACCUCCUCUGUGACACUGACCAAUGAGUGACCAAUGAGUGACUGACACAUGGACACCUCCUCUGUGACACUGACCAAUGAGUGACCAAUGAGUGACCAAUGAGUGACCGACACAUGGACACCCCUCUGUGACAGUGUCCAAUGAGUGACCAAUGAGUGACCGACACAUGGACACCCCUCUGUGACAGUGACCAAUGAGUGACUAAUGAGUGACCGACACAUGGACACCCCUCUGUGACAGUGACCACUGAGUGACCAAUGAGUGACCGACACAUGGACACCCCUCUGUGACACUGACCAAUGAGUGACCGACACAUGGACACCCCCUCUGACAUCCUGUUAGUGACACUGAUCAUUCACUGACCAUUCACUGACCACUGAGUGACCAAUGAGUGAUCAACACAUGGACACCCCUCUGUGACACUGACCAAUGAGUGACCAAUGAGUGAUCAAUGAGUGACCACUGAGUGACCAAUGAAUGACUGACUGACCAACCCAAGGACACCCCUCUGUGACACUGACCACUAAGUGACCAAUGAAUGACCAGUGAGUGACCACCCCCUGGGGACACUGACCACCGCUGACCUCUUGCCCCGCCCAGUGACCAAGUGGCCACGCCCAUGAGGGGGCGGGGCCUGUAAUUACUAAUAAAGUGCCAUUAAUUAAUUGAUUAA
Catharus ustulatus (Swainson's thrush) is the source of this 2063-nucleotide messenger RNA. RefSeq lists its product as uncharacterized. Bases 177 to 1061 code for a protein of 294 amino acids. The transcript has 6 exons. Gene Ontology annotation, molecular function: transcription coactivator activity; RNA polymerase II general transcription initiation factor activity. NCBI's taxonomy places the organism in Eukaryota, Metazoa, Chordata, Aves, Passeriformes, Turdidae. Gene Ontology annotation, biological process: transcription initiation at RNA polymerase II promoter; RNA polymerase II preinitiation complex assembly. The record is from RefSeq and is a predicted model, not a curated record. Gene Ontology annotation, cellular component: SAGA complex; transcription factor TFIID complex; SLIK (SAGA-like) complex.